Molecule: messenger RNA, 324 nt
Organism: Juglans microcarpa x Juglans regia
Lineage: Eukaryota; Viridiplantae; Streptophyta; Magnoliopsida; Fagales; Juglandaceae
Exons: 1
Coding region: 1-324 (107 amino acids)
Source: RefSeq, a predicted model, not a curated record
AUGGGCCCUUUUGAAAUUUUAGAAAGAAUAGGAGUUGCGGCAUACAAAUUGGCACUUCCACCUCAAUUAUCGGCUAUUCAUAAAGUGUUCCACAUCUCUAUGCUUCGGAAGUAUGCCCCGGACCCCAGUCAUGAGUUGGAGCACGAGCCUCUUCAGAUUAGAGAUGAUCUUACUUAUGAAGAAUUUCCAGUGGGAAUAUUGGCACAGAAGGAUCAAGUCCUACGCAACAAAACUAUCAAAAUGGUGAAAGUACUUUGGAGUCAUCACACGGAGAGAGAAGCUACAUGGGAACGCGAAGAAGAUAUGAUGGAAAGGUAUCCCUAG